ACUGAGGGUAUAAAAGUCAAGUGGCAGACGAAGACUUUGCACACUUACUCUUUUUUAUUCGGAUGACUCAAAUGAUAUUGAAGCAUCUGAACAUGGAUUAUUAACACACAAGAUGCCCGCUUAAACCCAAUCAUCUCAGAGAACAACAAACCAGGCCACCCUACUGUUAAAUUCCUCAUCAUAUGUUCCACGGUGACAUCUUAACCUUCGACCUUUUUAGCAAAGAAAAUGAAAUCCAACAAAAAGCAGAAGGCAGCUGCAGAACCUGUGUCCGUUUACGUUCCGGACAUCCCGGAGCCAACAUGCAGAGCUGAGCUCAUCAAGCACUGGAAGGAUUUCACUUUAGACAAUAAGACGGCCAACAAGAUGCUGUGGAUUUCUGACGGUGGGUCUAAAGUGUUUCGUAGAACUGCAGAAGUUUGUCCGGUCCUGGAUGGAACAGACAGAUAUGAGUACUCUCCACAAGUGGUGUGCAAAGAGUCUAUUUGGAACACGAGGGCUUACUGGGAGGUGGACUACACGGGCUGGGCGGUAACUGGAGCCGCCUAUGAAGGAGCAGGAAGGAGGGCGAGCUCUGGGCCAAGCGGCCUGGGAGAAAACGAUGAGUCGUGGGGUCUGUGUUGGUCAGGAACAUCUUACGAGAUCUGGUACAACUCUACGAACAAAAACAUACAUGAUGUCCCAUACAGCUCCAGAAUGGGAGUGUACAUCGACCAGCCUGCAGGCAUUAUCAACUUCUACGUGGUGAACGGUGAGGGGGCAGAGAGGGAGGUUCAACUGUUGCAGAAAGUUAACACUACUCUUAAGGAAAAGAUCCUUCCAGGUUUUUGGAUGGGAAUCGAGUCCUCGUGCACGAUAGUGAAGAGACCAGAAUGAAAUGCUGAAGCUAAAACUGAUCAAAUCUGUUGAUUGCGCUACAAUUAGGUUUUGACACUUAAGUGCUAACUGUUGCACAUAUUCCUGUAAUUCUUAUUUAAUACCUACAAUAUGUUUUAAUUAAAGUUAAUCAAGCAUGCUUCAGUUCGAUUCGAUUUAAAGGAAAACAAUUAACUUGUUUGUUUUUUGUUUUUUUAAAUGUUGCCUCAGAAUGGAUAUGUAUGUAUUGAUUAUGAUAUUCAUAAAUGUGGAGUGCCUUGGGACUUUAUAAGGACUGAAAUAAACAAUGUAUUACUAUAAAUGAAUG
Molecule: messenger RNA, 1183 nt
Organism: Cottoperca gobio
Lineage: Eukaryota; Metazoa; Chordata; Actinopteri; Perciformes; Bovichtidae
Product: tripartite motif-containing protein 16-like protein
Exons: 5
Coding region: 229-876 (215 amino acids)
Molecular function (GO): protein binding
Source: RefSeq, a predicted model, not a curated record